AUGAAAUCUGGUCGCGAAGAGAAAAAGCUUAUUGUUGGAGUGGAUUAUGGAACGACGCAUUCCGGGGUUUCCUACGUAUGGUCAACCGCCGUGGGCAUAGAAAGUGUUCACCUUAUUGACGAAUGGGGUACCAGUGAGAGGACCGUUGGGGGAGCAGGGUAUUACAAACAAGUACCGUCUAGAAUUGCCUACGAACCGGAACUUUCAUGGGGUUACGACAUUGAACCUGGUGUCGAGACCUACUGCUGGACCAAGCUACUGCUUGACAGGUUCGCGACUCACUCCAAGUACGAUGACUCGUCUCUCAAGUCCAUCCACGGCCCUGGUCUACUUCUUACUCCCCCAGGUAAAUCACCCGAGGAGGUCGUCACGGACUUUCUGGCCCAGCUGUACUUGCAUGUGAUGUCGCGACUGAAGGAUAAACUUGGAACGGUUGUCGAUCUUACCCCAAUUGAGUUCUGGUUUACUCUCCCGGCUCUGUGGAGUCUUCGAGCCGAAGACUCGACCAAGAAGGCUGCUAUUGAUGCUGGCUUUGAGUCACGGAAUGGUGACUCAAUAAGGAUGGUUCGCGAACCUGAAGCUGGAGCAAUUGCUUGCCUAAGCGAAUUGAUCAAGGAUGGCGAGAACCCACUAGUCAAGGCUUAG
This is a messenger RNA of Fusarium musae, 645 nucleotides long. RefSeq lists its product as uncharacterized. The coding region runs from base 1 to 645 and encodes 214 amino acids. The transcript has 3 exons. NCBI's taxonomy places the organism in Eukaryota, Fungi, Ascomycota, Sordariomycetes, Hypocreales, Nectriaceae. The record is from RefSeq and is a predicted model, not a curated record.